This is a messenger RNA of Chinchilla lanigera (long-tailed chinchilla), 608 nucleotides long. RefSeq lists its product as uncharacterized. NCBI's taxonomy places the organism in Eukaryota, Metazoa, Chordata, Mammalia, Rodentia, Chinchillidae. The record is from RefSeq and is a predicted model, not a curated record.
UGGAGCUGCGGGCCCGGACCGGCCUCCUCCGCAGCCUGCGCGGGCGCCCGGAGGCGGGGCCGAAAACCUGGACUGGACUCUAAAUUCCGCUCUUCCCGCGGCCUCCACCCCUCGCCCCCAGAAGCGGAAAAGAGGAAGGCGACGUGCGGGAUCCCUGAGUCGGAACGGGAGUGGGGGAGGGGAAGGAGCGCGUGGAAGACCCGGAGCGGAUUUUCCAGCGGCGGAAGGAAGGACCGGCGCCCAGCCCGCUGGAGGGGAAGACCUGGACGGUGCAAAAGCCGGGCUGGAUUGCACGGAGCAGGGAGGCACCUGGCCGGGAUUGGGAGGGGAGGGAGACGCGACGCGGCCAAAUGCACCCGGGACACGCAAAUUCCGGGUCUGUCUCUUCCUCGGGAGACUGAGGGAUGUGCCAGGCACAGUGCAGUGGAGACACUGGGCUUGCGCGGGGGGCAGGGGGCUCCCCGAGCUUCCAGUCAGCGACGUGCACAGGAGAGGAAAAAGGAGGGCCGGAAUCCGCCGCAGGGAUCGGCUUGCGGGAUCCCGCCGCAGGCAGGAGGCGCGGGCUCCGGCCUCGGGCGUCGCGCUGGGUAGGGACGCGCGCGAGGCGC